UUAGAGAAUGAAAGAACCUACUUUGCUGUGAAAUGAGGACUAUGUUUCACUCAAAGCAAGGGCUGCACUUCUAGGAUUUGACUGAGUCUGCACGACACUCCAUCAGUGACGCAGGCGCCUGCAGCAAGGACAGUUUUGGCAAGUGACACCCAUUGAUGUGAUUGAAGCAUGACAGAGGUGAUGAACACCCGAGAGCCGGUGAUGGAGGAAUUUGCGCUCAGCCAGACCCCUGAGGAGGAGGGAGGCCCUUCAAGCCAGGCCUUCCCAGACUCUCGUGAGAAGUACCCCAAGCUGUCCAAAAGGCUGCCUUCCAUCGUGGUGGAGCCCACCGAGUCCGGGGAGGUGGAGAGCGGGGAGCUGCGCUGGCCUCCUGAGGACCUCAAGUCAGCAGAGGACAAGGGUCUUCAUGGUGACCAAAGAGUCUGUGUCCAGCAGCAGCAGCAGCAGAUGGAUCUGGAAGAUACUUUAGCACACCCAGCUCAAGAGGUGGAAGACAGUACAGAUACUCUGGAAAGCAGAACUGAAGAGAAUGAGUAGGAACUCCAUGGCCUCAGAAGUGAAACUUCAUUGUGAAUGUUAUUUGGAAAGCUAGUACACUCUGAAGACAUGUCAAAGUAAUCUGUAUUUCAGUCUGCAAGGGUUUUAUUUAGUUAGUACCUGGUAAGAAGCAUCUGGGCUUUAGAACUGUUCUUCUAACAUUUUGAUUUUCAGGCUGGGAUUCAUAUUAUUUGUUUAAUUUCCCCUUGGGAAACAAUGGGAUGUGUUAGGAAAUACAAGGCUGCCAAGGAAAAGAUGCUCCUAAUUUUAAUUAGUGCAUUUCAUUGGUAUUAUCUUUUUCAAGAAAGGCUUUCGAGUAUCAACAGCAGGACAAAGGAGUUGGUUUCUACAGGAGGAAUGUCUUAAAUCUGAAAACUUUCUUUUUUUUUAGCCAUUUAAAACUAGCACUGUGAUAUUAUGGACAAUAGAUGUAAUAUAAUGUCACCAGUUGAUUUUGUAACUUUUGUAUAGAGACGCAAGGGCAAGGUUCGCCUCCAGGCUGCCGCCCUGGGGCAGCCCAGAGCAGUUCUCUCCCUUUGGCUAACCUGUGCUUAUUUGGACCAACCAGCCUUUCCGUAGCUGCCUUUUCAGGAAGGCUGAUGCCUUUGGAAGCUCUUCCUGUACCUGAACGAGGCGCUGACGGUGGCUGGUGUUGGUGUGAGGCUGUGUGUGUUGGGCUCGGUGGGUGGAUCCUGCUGUUUGUGCACUCUUCAGGCCAGCUCCAGUAGUGUGGCUGCACUUCUCCCCCUUAAAGCUGGUGAGAUGGCUCCUGCUUCCCCCAGGGCUGGCUUUGUUCACAGGGGUUGUUGUGACGUUGCUUCUUUGGUAUGUUUGGUGUAUAAUGGAGGUGCAGGGGCACAGCUGCUCCUCCCUUGCCCUGAGCUGGGUGGUGGCAGGAGCUCCAUAGCACAUUCCAAACCUGUCCUCUCUUUUGCCUGGCUCCAGGUUUCCCCUGAGCCACCUGCAGUAGGAGGGGAGUGGUGGAAGGACGAACACCUGCCCAAGUUGGCACUGCUGGCAGGAACACCUGUGCCAAGGGGUGCCCUCCUCAACCCCCUCAGCUUUGGUUGCACCAUCACCUCCUGGAGCCCAGAGCUCAUGGCAAAAGCUGUCUCUGGACACCCCUGCCCUCCAGUGGAUUUUCCUUGGGAAUUCGGGGAUCAUUUUGACAGGAGUGAAUCCAUUCCUGCACAGAAGCCUCCCAGAGACUCUCUCCCACUGUUCCAGGAGAAGCACCAAUCUUAGCCCAAAACCUGACCUGUUGGAUGGGCUGGUGGGGGUGGAUACUGCCUGUACUCAGAGGGUUUGACUGUCAGUGAUGAGUGUCCUGUAAGCUGCAAAGCUGGCUUUCUUACAUCUGCAGGGCUGGAUGGGCUCUGCACUUCCAAUUAAUGUUGCAUCCAGAAGAAGCUGCUCGCUGUAGGUGGAGUGAAAUAAUAGGAUUUCUUCCAGCAUUAACUCCUAAGUUGACUUCCAAGUGCUUUCUUUUCUCCAGUAAUAAUUUUUGCUAACAACAACUUGCGUGAUGGUUGAUAAAAUUUACUGGCCAGAUGUAUUAGUAAGUUUUUACCUUCUUAGCAACCAAAUUUAAUAUAUUUACUUACAAAGAAUUCUGUGCAAUGAAUGUUUAUUACAAAGGAAAGAGACUAUUUUACUUCAAAGCAACAUUAAUUUAUGUACAAAACUAUAGCUUAUUAUUUGGGGUGUUUGGGAUCUAGGACCCUUUUUAUAAGCAGUGUAGUACAGUAUAACAUGAUACUUAAGUUAAACUUCGCUGUCUCAAUCUAUAUAACAAUCUGUUUUGCCUUCUUGAUGUAGACUUUCUUGCCUACACUAUUAGAAUUACUUUGUUGGGUGAGUGGGAUUCUGGUCAGAGCACCAAAUUUCACCAGAGUAACUGAAGGUUUCAAGAGCACUUCCUAAAUCUGGCUGCUGUCCCUGUCACCCCCUUCACUGGUGGCAGUUUUCUGGUAAAGCCAAUGAAGCCAACAAAGGGGAGGGAGGUGCCCAGCUCGGACCCACCGUGCGUGGCAGGAGGAGAGGCAGGCUGAUGGGAGGUGCUCUUUAAAUGCUGCUUUUGCAUCGAUUGUCAAGAAGUUUUACAAAGCUCUGGGGAGAAAACAACAGCAGUGACGACAUAUUUUUAGCUGUGUGAUUUCCUGCCAAUCUGCAUCUGCCCAGCUCUGUGAGGAAUGACGUUAGAUGUAUCACUUAAUUUGCUUUUUGCUUUAUAAAAGGAAAAACAGUUGUUUGAAACACUUCCCCCAAUUUUCUGUGCUCUCUAUCUGCUUUCAGACACUCCCUCCCUUCCUGCUCUGGAUGGCCCUUAUCCUAUUUCCACCUGAGGUCAAUGGCACUUCCCUAAGUAUGUUUCCCAAAGAAACAGCUAAAUUCUACAUACACCCUGAAAAAACGCCACGCAAGCACCACUACUUUUUUCCUCCCUGUACUUAAAGCUACAGCUGGUAUAGAAAUCCCAGAUUUCCUUCUUGCAGCCUAAUUACUCCUCUCUUUCCUUUUCCCUCUUUUGUGCCGCUCCCCUGAAGUAUUUUACCUGAAGCAGAUGGUUGCUUCAAACUAAAGCUUUCUCCUGAAGCUGUGUGGCCUCAGUUUAAGAACCGUGCAAAGCCAAACUCCUCCUCCCAUUUUUAUUUUUCUGACCAUGGGCCAGAGGCCCUAAAACAGGAAAGCAAGAUAGAGAGAAAAUUGUUUUAUACAAACAAACCCUAUUUAUUCAACUUGCAGGUCUAUGAAUGUCCACUUACUUUGUCUGUGUGCAAGUGUUGUCUCUCUAAUAAACUGAAUAGUCGUUUUGUAUUUUUUCUGGAUUAAAAGCUUUGUAGAAACUAAAAAGAAAAAAAAAGACAUUCAGUCAUAUUUUUCUAGUCUAGCUUGUAGAAUAUUUCAUGUAGUGCGGAAAGGAAGUUUUAUGGAGUAAGACAUUGUUGAAUUUUGCUCUAUUUCAGUUCUUUCUAAUUUUGUAAAAUGCCACCUGUACAUAAUACUCGACUAAUGUAUGUCCUGUAGAUGUAUUACACCAUUUAGCCUAUUAAAUGCCUAUACUGAACUGAUUGGAAGAA
Messenger RNA from Ficedula albicollis (Collared flycatcher), 3617 nucleotides. RefSeq names its product protein LBH-like. The transcript has 5 exons. NCBI's taxonomy places the organism in Eukaryota, Metazoa, Chordata, Aves, Passeriformes, Muscicapidae. The record is from RefSeq and is a predicted model, not a curated record. The coding region runs from base 169 to 537 and encodes 122 amino acids.